UUCACUCUUUAAACAAAACUUUUUAUUAAACAUAUUAAAGCUAAUGAUGGUGGUUAUAAUUCAAACAGUGACUUAGACACAAGAUAAACUUGAACAGUAGGAACUAUAAAAAUAUUUAAACAUAAUGAACCUCUUGCUGUUUACUCUCUGUUAGUAAUUAUUGUAUGAUGAUAGAAGUGUGUUUAAACCAAGGCAGUUGUAAUGAGAUGACAAAGACUCCUGCAAGACAACUGAGGGGUUACCUAUGAUAAAUUAAGUGAAGCAUGUUUAUUUCUGGUGUAUUUUUGUGUGUCCAUGCUGUGUGUGACUUGUGGGUGUAUAAAUAGCAGUGUUUACCUGUGCCCUAAAGUCCUUCAGCCUCUCUAAAUAAAGCAAAGUGAUAAUAUUUGCAAACAAAGCAUCCAUUAGAGCAAAGACAUAAAUUUUAAGCCCGAGCGAGCUGAGGAAAAUUUCUGCGCAUGAUAUGAAUCCAAUUACUGAAAUUAUAUUCAUCAUCAUAAUUAGACUCAACGCUUGCAAACAAAAACACUUUUAAGGUCUGAUCAAGGAUGAAAUUCAAUCAGUUUCAUCUUAGCUGUUUGGAAAUAUGAGGAGCAUAAUAAUGUUAAUAUAAGUAACAGACAGACAGUAAACAGGCAACUUUCCAGACUCAUUUUAGUGUAAUUUGUUGGUUUGUAUUAAGAUACAACACAAGGAUGGUUGCCAGGCAGAAAGAAAAAAAGGCUUCAGAUGGUCUCAUAUGAUCCUUCAGCACCAUCUAGUGAUUAGGUUGAUUAUGAGGCUCCAAACUGUGAGGAAAGGAGACAGCGUAUUGGUCUCAUACACUUGAUGAUUCAGUGUGUUGGACCUGUAUGGUGUGUCUAUAGAGUACAAAAUUUUCCUUUAUAUAAAAAAAUCUUUACAAGUCUCUGGGUUUUCUGUGAAAUCUUUAAAGCUAAAUUAAAUGAAAAUGUAACGUGAAGGUUCGAUGUGAGGUGGUAGGAUGAUUCUAGUGAUGAGAAACAGCAGGAUGGAGAUGGACAACUUUCUUAGCAGCACUUUUACUCUCCAGCCAUCUCGUCAUCCUCACAACAUAACCCAAAAACUUAACAUUCUAGACAACCCUGAUCACAUGUCACAGCACUAACCAAUCAGAGGCUAGGACCUCAAAAUAAAUGUAAAUGAACCUCAGAAACACAUUCUGCAUAAUCUGCUAACCCUCACAAACAGCUGCAGAGAAAAGCAUUUAAACUUGUAAAUAUGAACCUGUUAACACUUUGUGAAUAGUUCUCUGUAUGAAUUCGAUAAACACUAUUUUUAGCUUAAAUUAGAGACAGUUAACAUAAAUAUAUGAAUUGACUUAACUAUUAAAGCUUACAAAUACACCGUACAAAUAAUAGUUGGCUUAUGUCUUAUUUAGUUUUUUAAUUCUUAUAGCUGACAACUGCUCAUCAUUUUUACUUUUGAUUUUAAAAAAUUGAACUUUAUUUGAAUAGAUUAUUUAAUAAUCAUAUAUUAUUUGACCUCUAGCAGAGAAUCUUAGUAUAUAUAUCUUCCACUGCUUUCUAUGAACACAGAAGUCCUGGCAAAGUUAAAACAACAACAAUGGUGACACCUUCAGUAUGAGUUUAGUAGCAAUGUCAACGCCUCAUAAAAGUGUCCGGCAGGCUCAUCUAAGUUGAAACACGAGUUCUGAUACACAUGUCGAAAACAUUUCCCAGUAUAACAUCCAUAAAUAGAUGUCUUGUUUGGAGGGCAUGUGGAAACUGUUGAUCACUAUGUCUAAAAAAAACUCUGAAUGUGCACAUUAUGAAAUUAUCAUUCAAUAUUGACAGUAAAAUUAAAUAUUCCUUAUACAGUAAAAAAGGGUCAAAUUAUCAUUAAUAAAAAGUAAAAUAUUAAAUUAAAUCCGCUCUAGAGCAAAUGUAUCAUUUGCUUCUGUCAUGUCAGUCAAAAUUAACUAUACUUAUGAAUGCUGAAUAGUCAUUCCCUAUAAAACUAAUAGUCCUCGUUUCAUUGCUUGAGUCAUUACAUACAAAAUUGUUGAACUCGUUCUCAAAAUCUGUCCAGCUGAUUUCAUACAUUUCUUUCUCUCUUUUUUUUUUUUUAACCUCCUGGUCACUGUCGUCCCGCUGCCUGAACCUUCGUGAGGUAGAGGCAGCAGAAGAAUCAGCACAGGAGGCACCAAGAGAAGCAAAAGAGGAAAACUCCAGGAGAGAUGCAGAAGAGAAAGCAAGAGGAGGAGCAGGAAGAGGAGCAGAGGUAGGAGGAGGAGAAGGGGAAGGAGGAGGAGGAGGAGGAGGAGAAGGAGGAAGGGGAAGUGGAUCAAAUAUUUGGGAUAUAUAUUUAAACAUAUGUAUUUUUAAUAUUAUUUAUUUAAUAUAUAGAAUAUAAUUUAUAUUUGAGGAUUAUGAACGGUAUUCUGCUGUUGGAGUAUAAUGACCACAUAAGUGCGAUAAUAACUAUAGUUAAGAUAACAGAGUUACUACACUUAGAAUAAAAGCAGACAGCUAACAGCAGCUCUGCAUCAUUUAUUUUAUUUUAUAUAUUUGAUCAUUAGGACAGCAUCACUGAUUUUAGACUUUUAACUCUGACUGCAAAUCAGCAGCACCGUAUGUGAACCAUGGAGGCCAGGAUCUACAGUUUCAGAUCACUGUGCAGGAGGUUGGUCUUCUGUUAUAACCCAGAUCCACUUGCCCAUAAUUCUGACCAGAACUGAACCAUGCAAGAUUCACUUAAACAGCCCAUGCUAAUCAUCACACCUACUUUUCGCACCUAUCACAGAUCUCUUUCACAGCCUGUUUUUCAGUGCAUCUAGGCCUGUCGCGAUAAUCAAUUAAUCGCCUUAUCGCUCGAUAAAUAAAAACGAGGUCGGAUAAACUCCCACGCCUGUUCUGUCUUUAUAUUAUCCAUUCUUUUUUUCAAUCUUUUAUUUCUAAAUGUGAUGUGGUUGUUUCAAAGUGAGAACAAUAUAUCAAAUAAAGAGGUAAUCUUUUCUCCAUUAAACUGAUCUGGAGAGGAAGAGGCAGAAGACAAAGCAGAGUUAGUGAACCCUCCUGUCAGUCAUUCAGUGUCUUUGUUACGAGGGGGCGCGCACGCAGGUACACGUAGGCGCGCACAGGCACACAGACACAGACUUUUGGAUACAGUGCUGCAAGUGAGCGUCGUGAGUGAAAAGCAAGCAAACAGAAUGAACACGACAGCUUUGGUGUCUAAACCGAACGCAACAGCCCAAGUGUGGGAAUAUUUCAUACUUUAAACCACUUUUGUUUUCGCAACCACAAAACUCCACGUGUGUGCGCGCGCGCGCGUAUUCUGUGUGUUGGAGGAGCACAUGAGGCUGACGAGAGCUGUCAGAGCGGACUGAAGCUGCUCCUAUAUGUUUAGCGUGUAACUGACUGAGUUUUGCAACUCUGUUCGUCAUUUUCGUCUCGUCCCAUCAAGGUAAACACACUUUCGUCUCGUCACAUUUUAGUCAUCUCCGACUUAUGUUUAGCUCGUCAACGUUACGUCUUCGUCGUGGGUGAAAUUAAAGUUUAUCACUUUUGACACGGUGUACUCGCAUUAUUAUGCCAUUUCAUAUCAUUAUCUAUAAUUUAAAAACGGUGUCAAUAAUAUCGUUUAUCGGCGAUAAUUUGUAGCACAAUUAUCGUCCAGCAAAAUUUGUUAUCGUGACAGGCCUAAGUGCACCUAAUUAAUAAGAGCAAGAGUUGAAGAAAUGCACACAGUGGCUGCUACACAAAUCUAAAUCUUAUCUCCUCACUCAACAUCAGUGGUUCUCAAGUCCAGUCCUCGAGGCCCACUGUCCUGCAUGUUUUGGAUGUUUUCCUGCUCCAACACAAACCGAUUCAAAUGAUCAGCUCGUUAUCAAGCUCUGUAAUGGCUUAAAAACGAGCUGAUCAUUUGAAUCAGGUGUGUUGGAGCAGGGAAAAACAUCCAAAACAUGCAGGACAGUGGGCCUCGAGGACUGGACUUGAGAACCACUGCUCUACAUCAAAGCACAGUAUGAACCAACAAAUCCCUAAAAACACACCUUCCAUUAUUUUAACAAUAUAAUUCCUUAAUCUAUGAAUUAAGCUUAACAGCCAUGGCAAAAUACAUCCUCCUAUCAAAGAAACACACAACUAAAUAUCAUCUCAAUACUUACUCUCAAAAUCCUCAAUGUUUGGACACCUGUGGCUCAUAGAUGAAUUCAUGGCAAACUAAUGAUUGUUAUUGAAUCCGUGUAUAAUCCGUGUAUAAUUCGUUCAAUUGAUAUUCAAUCAAGAAUCAAACAAAUAAAUGAAAAUUCGUUCGUUCAUAAUUGAUCGUAAUUGUGGAGACGUCCACACAAACAUUGAAUACAACCAACAAGCGAGGUGUAUAGGCUGUCACAAGAUAACACAGGUAAUAUGUAGUACUUUAUUUUUUACCGUAAUGACGUCACUCCGUUGCGUACUGCGUCACCAGUAGGCGUCAGUCUGAAUUGUAAACACUUCUCUUGCUGCAGUAACAGCAGCGUCUUUAGUUUUAGUUUGCAGAGUUGUCUGUCAUGAUAUGUAUGCGUUUAGUGUGUUAUCCUCUACAGGUUUUUAAUUUCUGUAGAUAUCAGAUUUUGUUAUAAAGUCUAUUUCCGGUGCUUUACAAGGCGGCUUUUAGUUACAGUCAUAGAGCUAAUCUUAGCUGUUGAGCUAGUUUCAUCUCGCUAGCUUGGUAACACUAGAGGUGUAGACUUUAUCUUUUCCUUUUCAAGAAGUCUACUCGACAGUCAGUGUGCAGUCUUUAGUUAAAAGCUCACCCUUCUUGUUUGUGCUGAAAUGGUCCUUUCCUUGGUUAGCCUCUGUGCCAGGGAGGUGGUGAGUGACCACAGCUCGUCGCCCAGCUGGUUGAGGUGGGUGCCCAGGGAGCUGUACAGGGCGCUGCUGGAGGCCUCGUUCAGGAGCUGCAGACCGCUGGCUGUAGGUGAGCUGGUGCAGAGAUGGCCUGAACGUACCUUGCGUGUUGGCGGAAGUAGGAAACGGGGCCAGGCUGCGCCAAAUCGACUCUGCAUACAAGCCCUGUUACUUGCUGUUGUCAGAGGAUUGACCGACCGAAGGUAAGAGACAGUUUCUUCAUUAACACGGUAAAGGCUUGCAGAAGCACACUGCAAAAACAGUCCUACUAGAAAGAAGCAAAAUAUUCUUACAUUCAAUCAAAUAAUCUUGAACAAGCAAAACAAAUCUGCCAGUCUUGUCAAGCUUUUUUUGCUGGACAAGAAUUCUCAAAAUAAGAACACAUUUCUUGGCUCUGACAGACUGAAAUGAAACUUAAAACUAGACAGAAAAUCUUAUAUUAAUCUAAUUUAUUUCUACAGCAAUGAAAAAUGAAGAUGAAGUUACUUAAAAUUAGAAUUUUAGUCUCUUGACUAAAUGAAUUUCAAGAAAAUACACUUUAAUCUAGGAUUAUUAAUGAGCAUGACAGCAGUUCAAAUAAGACAUAAAUACUUAAAACAGCAUAGCAAAUAAAAGUGAUGUUGUCAUCAAUCAAGAUACCAAAACAUUCUCAUUGAAUAUAUUUUUUUAAUUCCUCAAGCAAGCAUGUGGAAAGCAAGCAUGUUCUUUGCUGUUUUGCAGUUUUCAUCUGGUCAUUGUAUUAUGUUGUGUGUUGUACAGACUCGCCUGCUGACAUCUUCAUAUGUCAGAUAAUGUAUGAGGCAACAGAUUCUGUCAGGUUCAGAUGACCUGCAAUGGAAAUCUUAAUAAAAAAAAUCAGCUGUUCUUGUUUCAUGGCAUUCUUAAAUUGAGAAGUUGCACAUAUGUCUUAAGCUGUGUCAGAAAUGAAUCACUCAAUUCCUAACCCCCAUAUGGGGUUUCACUACAUAGCUGACUAUAUAGUGAGCUCAAUCACCGGAGGUUUCGGACACUACCGUUGUGACAUUGCCGCUAGAGACACAAUGCAUGACGGGAUGCCCACCACCGGUGAGUGACCAUCAGAUGGUCACUACAUUUUGCAAUGCUUUAUGGGAAAUUUUGAGUUGCCUAUAUAGGGGCAUUAGAAUUGAUUACUCAGGUUUCGGACACCCCUCAAAUUGGCACUAACCCCCAUAUAGUCGCCUACAUAGGGGUAAGGGAUCCAUUUCGGACACAGCCUUACUCUUAAAAUGGGACGAAUGAUCUUGUUGCUCUGCUGGAUUUUAUUGUAAAACAGAUUUCUACUCCAUUUCUGGUUCAUUCUAUCUCAAGAUUAGCUGGAAUAUCUUAUCAAGAAAAAGUUAGCCAUUUUCGCUUAAAAUUAGAUCAUUUUUCCAACGCCAAACAUGCUCGACAAGAUUAAUAUUCUUUUUGUACAAAAUAAGACAUUUCCUCAAUAUAAGGCUUUUUUCCUUUCUUGAAAAUACUUUUUUGCAUUGCAACCAUUUUGAUCUGUGCUGUCUAUGAGUGGUACUUAAAGAAAACCUUUUUUUUUAGGUGUGCCCUGCAAGUAUUGGAUCUAUGCGGGCUCCAAGGAGACGAAGGAGGGAUGGGAGACCCCAUGGGUGGCUGGUCUCUUACAGUAGCCCUAUGCACUAUGGUGGUUCAGGCCAGAGCAGGGGCACAGAGGGCUCAGAGGAGAGAAGGAGAGCGGGAGAGGAAAAGAUUCUCAGCUCUAGAGAGAGAAAAAGAUGUUAAAAGAGAAAGGGGGCUGUGGAAGAGGGAGUCAAAUGGAGAUGAGGUUGACAGGAAAACUCUAGGGGGAGAUAACAGCGAAGGAAUGAGAUCAUGUGGAUCUCUAAAUGAAGAGGAACUGGCUAAAGGAGUCAGGAGGAGGAUGGAAAUGGAGAGGAGAAGAGAAACUGCUUUGCCAGGAGGCAGCAGGAAGGAGACAGAAGAGAAAGAAGUAAAUAGUGAUGUGUUGGUGCAUGUGAGAGCUGAUCUUUUUGUAAACGCCCGCUCUUGGGAGCGUGUCCGUGCUGCUUUAAGCACACAGGGACCCCUGAAGCUUCAGUGCAGAUACCUUCGUGUAGAAGAGAUUUCAGUGUCUAGUAUAAGGACCUUGCUAGACCUCCUGCCUCAUCAGGGUCUCCUUGGCAUCGAUAUCCGUUACAGCAGCCUCGGGGUGGCAGGCUUGGUUGAGCUGCUGCCUCUGCUCUCCACCUUCCCCUUUCUACAGUCUCUCCGCCUUCACUACUGUAACUUGGACUUUCGCAGAGACCACCCUGGUCAGGAAGAGGCCUUGAGGGAGUUGUCUCAGGGUCUAGCAAAGCUUCAAGAACUGCGGCGCCUCAGCCUCACUGCACUGCGACUGCCAGGACAGCUGCGAGUGCUGCUCAGGUCUGACUUGAUUUCCAAAUGUUUCCUCUAUCGUAUCUUAACUAAUGACACUGCCUCAGUGAAUGUUUGAAUUAAUUAGUUACUAUUUUUUAUAAAUAAUGCCUGAUUUCCUCCUGUUUCAGUUCUCUGCCUCAGCCUCUGGAGAUACUGGAGUUGCCAUAUUUGAGCCUGAGCCCAGCAGACCUCGCCUAUCUGUCCUGCAGCCAUCAUGCUUCUACUCUACAGCAGCUCGACCUCAGUGAGAACUCUGUGGAUGAAAGCACCCUGCCCUCCAUCCGUCGUCUCCUCUCCCAGGCCUCCAGUAGCCUUCAGCACCUUACUCUGAGUGGCUGCGGUCUCACUGAUGGCCUGCUGGCACUGCUGCUGCCCUCACUGGGAGGCUGCUGGGCCCUCAAGAGCUUAGCUUUGGCCCUAAACCCACUCUCUGUGGCUGGCCUAAUGAACCUGGUGAGAAUGGCUGUGAGAAUGCCUUCUCUCCGUCACUUACUCUACCCAAAUCCCCUGGAGGACUACCAGCCGGGCCUCCCCGACCAGCCCUCCAGCGCUCAGCUCUUAGACUGGCCGCUAGACGAAGCCACAGAGUUCAACACAACCAGCAUCCAGCUCAACAGGGUGCUGAAAGAGAGCGGGCGCUCUGACCUCUUUCUGACCUGCGACCUGCUCAAUUAUGAUAAAGACUUGGUGGAUUAGAGCUGAGGUGGAGCAGAGGAUGCAAGGGCUUUUUGUACUUAAUGACAAUCUAAAUUGUCAUUUUUUAUGGUUUUGUUGUCAUUUUCCUGCUAAAGUGGACAUUUUAACCAUUUAUGUACUUUGUAAAAAUCACUGCAAAAAGGUAGAAACUUUGAUACAAUGAAGAACUCAAUGAAGGCUUCAUAAAUUCCUUUCAAGUACUGAUCAUGCUUGUAAAAAUACCGUACUAGCCAGGGUUAAUUGUUUGAAGACAGAAGGAAGACAAUUAUAGUGCGAUUUAUUUGCCUGACAGCAGAGCUAGUAAAACAAUGUAGGAUUACAUUAGAUAAUUUCUUCCCAUUAUAAGUAAAAGUUAACAGCUUGAAAUAAAAUGGUGCUCUACAACUUCAAAACAUUCACUUCUUGCCUGAUAUGAGUUAUAAGUACAAGCUGGAUUUGUAUCAAACAUCAUUAUAUUUGCGACACGAAGAUUACAGGCUGUCUCCUCUUGUGCCUUUUUACCUGUUACAUAUACUGUCUUUAUACAUGGAGUUUAUUCAAGUACAAUAUUUGAUCAGCUAUUUGGAGAAAGUUUUGCAUCAACAACCAAAACAAGUUUAGUUUAAUAUUAGUACAAGUACAUAUUGUACAAGCUGUUUGCUAAGUACCUGCAUAUUUUUGUUUGAGCAUAAAAUGAAUGUAACAAAGAAAUGUAAGCUUUAUAUCCAACAAAACUGUUGUGUUAUUUGUGCUUUAUUCUAUGUUUAAAGUCUUUUUUUUUUGUUGCAUAUUUUACAAACUUUUCUUGAAUGUCUUAAUUGUUUGCUUUUUCUAUUCAUUCAACAUGUUUGACAUCAAAAGGCAAUCAUCACCAUCAGGAAACACAUGUACCAAAUCACCUUUGUGCCAUAUGGGAUCAUUUACAUACUUAAAGCAACAGAAUAAAUCUGUCCUAAACAAA
Molecule: messenger RNA, 8877 nt
Organism: Xyrichtys novacula (pearly razorfish)
Lineage: Eukaryota; Metazoa; Chordata; Actinopteri; Labriformes; Labridae
Source: the annotation of a GenBank genome assembly